AUACCAGUAAAGUUGUAUACCACUCAAGUUGUGCUAUACUGUUCUAUGGCUAUACCAGUGACGGCGGUGGCGCUUGGUACCCGUGGYGACGGAGACGAGAUUUUCGUUAAUUCGUUUGUUUAUAAUCCAACCAUAAAGUGUUACGAUUGUUUCUGCCACCUCACCAUUUAUAGGUAGAUGGUAUUUUUGAUUCCAAUUUAAGUAUCUGAUAAUAUUAUACAACAAAGUACAACUGUUGUACCUAUAAAAUGUCUAUCGAUAAGGAAACGGUYCUCAGACCGCACAAGAACAGUAGCCGGCGGCAGACGUUCGAGAUGCCAGGAGGCGAAAAUGAGCGUGCCCGGCAGUCGAYUACGCAYGAGACUUACGGGCUACCUAAGACAGUCGAUGAAAAACCACUAAAUGAUAAAGAGAGAAAAAAGAAAGAAUUUGAAGAAUAUUUGUGGAAAACAAUGACUGAAAAAGUCAUGAAUGAUUUGGCAGCUAAAUCAAAGUCCCUUUAUGAUCAAAACAGACAAUUUGAAACAACAUACAAUAAUACAUUUAAAAUCAAAGGGUUCAAACCAAAAGAAAUAGGAGAACAACUGGACGAAGAAUUAUGCGCCAAGUAUCCAUUGUACAACACAAACGGUAUGUCCGUGCCGGUUAAUCGGUACGAGUACGAUAAAGCUAAGCAACCCAUUCACAAGCCUUUGGCGCAUCUAUUCAGAAAGGACAGCCGGUUCACAAGUCGAAUGAGCAACCCCAACGAUUAUCACGCUCCAGUUGAUCCAGCACACUUUGCUUUUGUUUAAAAAAAAAGUAAAAACGGUACUUUGAAUUUUGACGUGUACUUUGUUAUAUGUAUAUAUUAUUCCCAUUACUUUGUUAUUAUAUUUUACAAUAACCGUAAACAAUAUGGUUUAGAAAAUUAAUGUACCUACCAUUGUCAGUAGUUCAGUACACUGAUAAUAAGUCAUAUA
This is a messenger RNA of Diuraphis noxia (Russian wheat aphid), 962 nucleotides long. RefSeq lists its product as uncharacterized. Lineage: Eukaryota; Metazoa; Arthropoda; Insecta; Hemiptera; Aphididae. The record is from RefSeq and is a predicted model, not a curated record.